AUGCUAUUAACCGAGUAUGACAUCCAGUAUGUAACUCAAAAAGCUAUCAAGGGGAGUGUCUUGUCUGACUACCUUGCCCAUCAACCUAUUAAGGGAUACCAACCAAUCAAGGUUGACUUUCCUGACGAGGACGUCAUGUUCAUUAGGGACUGCAACAUUCCAGGCCCAAACGAAGGACCCAAACCAGGAGCAUGGUGGACGCUCGUGUUCAACGGUUCCUCUAAUGUGAAAGGCCUUGAAAUAGGAGCAGUAAUUACAUCUUCAACUGGUUUUCACAUUCCAUUCACCGCCAGAUUAUCUGUUGACUGCACAAACAAUAUGGAAGAAUAUGAAGUAUGUGUCUACAGUAUUGAAGCACCCAUCGAUUUAAGAAUCAAGAUUCUUGAAGUGUUUGGAGACUUUGCUUUAGUAAUCAGUCAAGUCCGAGGAGAUUGGGAAACUCGGGAUAAGAAGUUGAUUCCGAACAGAGAACACAUUGUAAAGUUGAUUCCUUAUUUGGAUGAAAUCACUUUUCAUUAUAUUCCAAGGGAAGAGAAUCAGUUAGUAGAUGCUCUAGCCACAAUUUCAUCCUUGUUUAAAGUCAAGUGGAAGAACGAAGCACCUGUCGCCUGCAUUUACCACUUGGGUGAACCAACUUACUGUCUAGCAAUGGAGGCCAAAUCCGACGAUAAGUCUUGGUUCUAUGACACUUAG
Messenger RNA from Lathyrus oleraceus (garden pea), 693 nucleotides. RefSeq lists its product as uncharacterized. Lineage: Eukaryota; Viridiplantae; Streptophyta; Magnoliopsida; Fabales; Fabaceae. Bases 1 to 693 code for a protein of 230 amino acids. The record is from RefSeq and is a predicted model, not a curated record. Gene Ontology annotation, molecular function: RNA-DNA hybrid ribonuclease activity; nucleic acid binding. The transcript has a single exon.